AUGUUCAAGAAACUCUACGCGUGGUGGACGCAGAAGAGCCAGAGGUAUCUCCUGCUGGAAGCUAUCGGCGAUGCACGCCUGUUCGAGGAAUGGGAGGCUGCUGCGUACAAACUCGAUGAGGUCCUCGACUACGACAUGUGGCGGCAGACAGCCAUAAGCAAAGACUACGACCACCGUCUCAUCCACCAGCGUCUCUCCGCCAUCUACGAAGCCCAAGAGGACAACGAUAUUCUCGGCCUGAUAAAUAUUCUCCGGAGCGGACUUGUCCGCAAUCUUGGAAACAUAACAGCACCCAAGCUGUACAACCGCGCAUACGCAGGGACAAAGCUCUUGAUCGAAGACUAUGUCACACAGGUGGCCUAUGCGAUUGAGAACCUCACACAAUACCCUACAUCAAGGAACUCGGAUACUGGCCUGACGAACCAGGCAAAGCUGGAUAUUCUUCACGACACGAGACAAGCGUUUGGGAGAUCGGUACUGGUUCUACAAGGUGGACAAGUUUUUGGACUUUGCCAUCUGGGCGUAGUGAAAGCGCUUCAUUUACGCGGUCUGCUCCCUCGUAUAAUUGCUGGGACCGCUACUGGUGCAAUUAUUGCUGCGCUCGUAGGCGUACAUACCGAAGACGAGUUACUGGAGUUCUUGACAGGAACGAACAUCGACCUGACGGCUUUUACCAACCGCCCGUACAGGAAAGAUGCCGGGUUCACUGCAUGGGUUGAAACUCUCAACCGACGUGUCAACAGAUGGUGGAAGGAAGGCCAUUUUCUGGACGUGGAUGUGUUGGAGCAAGUUCUCAGGGCCAACAUCGGGGAUUUGACCUUUGAAGAGGCAUAUACCAGGACGAAGAGGGUUCUUAACAUCACAGUCACUACCAGUGGCAGUGGCGGUGUGCCGAACCUGCUAAAUUACCUUACGGCUCCUAAUGUGGUGACUUCUUGA
Messenger RNA from Pyrenophora tritici-repentis Pt-1C-BFP, 939 nucleotides. The record is from RefSeq and is a predicted model, not a curated record. Lineage: Eukaryota; Fungi; Ascomycota; Dothideomycetes; Pleosporales; Pleosporaceae.